UUUCCACCAUGUCUUGGAGUUUUUGUACACAGGCCUUCCCAGCAUCACAGAUGGGACCAGCACAGAGGACCUAGUGGCUUUACAGAAAGCAUCCAAUACAUUCUACUUGCCUAUGCUGGACAGCAUCGUCAAGAACCUACAGAAUGAUGGAAAGUUCCUGAAUCCUAGCAUUGGAACCUACCUGAAUGAUCAGACAGGACAGAGGGCCAAGUGGUUGUUCCUGAACAAACAGACAUUGUCUGAUAUCCGAUUCAAAGUUGAAGACACAACAGUCUAUGCUCACAAGGUGAUGCUGACAUCUCGCUGUGGGUUUAUGAAUGGCAUGUUCAGUGGAGACUUCACUGAAAGCAGCCAAGAUGAGAUUAGAAUAGAAGACGUGAGCCUGGAGUGUUUCUUGGCCCUCCUGGAGUACCUGUACACUGACCACGCCCCUAUAGAGGAGGGUGAUGCCGUGGGGAUCCUUGUAGCUGCUGAUCGGUAUGGCCAAGAUCGACUGAGAAAUCUCUGUGAGCUGUACAUCACCAAGGGGGUAGAUGUGACAGAGGAACAUGUGGAUGUCAUUGGACUGUUGCAUACAGCCCAGAUGUGCAAUGCCAGUCAGCUUGCCCAGUGGUGCCUUGAUCUCAUUUCCCGUAACUUUGUGGCCUUCCAGCAGCGGGCGGAGUUUAAGAAGCUGGAGGGGGAGAACCUGAAAUAUGUCACUGAGAACCGCUGGCCUCCUGUGAGCUACCUGGAGGAGCUGGAGAAAUACAAGGCUGAAUGGGGGAAGAAAGGGGACAGAGUAUGAGGAGGAAAAGUGGAAUCGUUUGAGUGAUGCAUAGUCUUUAAGAAGGUGCAAAUAAAACCCUCUUGCAUGAUGAAUGGAGUCUCAGUUGCUUUUAAAGCAGGCUUUAUUGAAACAAAUCAGUUAAUCAUUGUAGAAUUAUAUAUUUUUAAUACUUUUAUAAUGGUGGUUUAAAUAUAGUUUUAAAAAACAUGUAUCAUACUUUCAAAGUUUAGUAUUUGUUACACCUGGAAAACUAUAGUGCAAUGA
Messenger RNA from Acanthaster planci (crown-of-thorns starfish), 1033 nucleotides. Its product is annotated as rho-related protein racA-like. Lineage: Eukaryota; Metazoa; Echinodermata; Asteroidea; Valvatida; Acanthasteridae. Gene Ontology annotation, biological process: small GTPase-mediated signal transduction. Gene Ontology annotation, molecular function: GTPase activity; protein binding; GTP binding. The record is from RefSeq and is a predicted model, not a curated record.